AUGGGUAGUGAACAAAACACUGCGUCGCACGUACAAGAUCAUACCUCAUCACGAUGUCCCUGUCGCCCUAUGCAACGCCGGGCUCACCAGAAAUCUCGCAACGGAUGUCGCAAUUGUAAACGUCGUAGAGUCAAGUGCGAUGAGGGAAAACCGAGCUGUAGCAAUUGUAUCCGCUUUCCGUUGCCCUGCGACUUCAGUGUCGAUCAGAUUGCCUCAAACAACAUCGUCCCAGAAGUUCCAAAUGCCUUACCUGUCGUAACCACAACCCUCGCUCGAAGACGUGGCCGGCCUCUCAAGAUUGAUAAGUGGAUUCUAAAUUCCGAAGCCUCCGGCCACAGAACUAUCGCGGAGCCAAGGCUUUAUUUUCCGAUGCCAAAAAAGAUUGCGGAUCCAUCGCCGCCCCUGAACACCAAAGACCUGGAGCUAUUACACCAUUACAUCACAAAUACUUCGCUCACGCUCGGGGAUGAUAUAGUCCUUUGGCGUGAUAAAGUCCCGCGACUUGCUUUCGAGUACCCCUAUGUCCUCCGACUCCUUCUCGCGAUGUCUGCUCUGCAUCAGACACGACUCCACGCUCAUGAUUCCCUUGUUAGCCAACAACUUGCCACUGCCCACCACAACAUGGCCUUACGCGAAGUGACCGGGUUGCUUCCCGCCAUCAGUGGCAAGGACUGCUCAGCAUUGUACAUCGCCACGGUGCUGAUAUGCAACUAUCACUUUGCAAAACCACCAGUAAUUGACAAUGAAUCAGACAUGGUUGAGGAGAUAGGUAUUGCCUGGUGGUAUGUCUUUCGAGGCGUGCGCUAUGUUGUAGAGUCAAUGGGAAUGGAAGCUAUAUUUUCUGGCCAUAUCGGCCCGUUCCCUCCAGAAACAUCUGGAGGAGGCCCAACUGAUCCACUGAAGGAAAUUGUCGACAAUGGGUACAUUCCAUGGGAGAGACCAUUGGCCAAUCUGGCAGUCUUGUUCUCCAGUUCCAACACACUAGGCUCGGAGAGUUUGGUAGUGGCUUCAGAGGCGUUGAUAGACUGCUACCGCGAGGUGUAUGGCACCGCCGACAAGCCAGAAUAUCGAACGCAUGGUAAAACACAUGUUGUUAUGCGUUGGCCGUGGGUUCUCGAAGAUGACUUCGUAGGCAAAGUGCAAAACCUGGUACCGGAAGCCUUAAUACUGCUUGCCUACUUUGCCGUUUUAGUACAAACGCUAGAACGCUUCUGGUAUAUGAAAGGAUGGGCCCAACAUAUGAUAAUGGGCAUUGAGAAGAAGCUUGAUCCGGCCUACCUUCAAUGGAUACAGUGGCCUCGAAACCAAAUAGGACUGGAACGUACAGUUUAG
Fusarium mangiferae is the source of this 1332-nucleotide messenger RNA. RefSeq lists its product as uncharacterized. NCBI's taxonomy places the organism in Eukaryota, Fungi, Ascomycota, Sordariomycetes, Hypocreales, Nectriaceae. The record is from RefSeq and is a predicted model, not a curated record. Gene Ontology annotation, biological process: regulation of transcription by RNA polymerase II. The transcript is spliced from 2 exons. Gene Ontology annotation, molecular function: DNA-binding transcription factor activity, RNA polymerase II-specific; zinc ion binding. The coding region runs from base 1 to 1332 and encodes 443 amino acids.